UUCAUACUUAAUUGGUCAUUUAUUCGAUUAUUUCACAAUUAUGUAUUUUGACGUGAACGUAAUCGGUUGUGCAUUUCCUAUUUGUAAUCGCAAUUAGUUAUAUGUAAUUACAUGAUUAUCGUAUCAAUAAUCAAAUAUUCUGAGUGAAAUAGUUAUAUUUUUGUGCAAUUAUGGCGUUAAGCGCUGUAGCUGAUGAGUAUUUUCGUACCAUGAACCCACUGGCUUCUAAAAUUUACGAAGAUAUAACGGAGACUAAAAACGCUUACGAAAAUAUCUGGAAUACGCUUACGGAAAAAGAAAAGGCGGAAAUAAUAAACGAAUCUAUAAUAAAUCCAGACAUAGCUAAUAAGUAUGCUAUAUUAGACUCCCUAGACUUCGAUAUAAACGAUCCACCGGUGCAGAAGGACAAUUUAAUGUCUUUCUUUGGUCGCGAGCAUGGAUUAAAAAUAAUUCAAGAUGAAAACACAUCUUAUCGAGAUGAACACUCCGCUCCAUUCCUCUACCAAACCAAGAGUCAGUUAAAUCUGUGCAUUUUAAGCGAGCACAGAGUUACGAAAGAGGUGAAAUGCACAUCACCACCACCGAUCAUGACCGAGCUUGCUCUCUCUCAUUCAAAAGUCGUGAACGAACUGAAAAACGCUCUCAAAUCUCACGACGUAUUAAAAAGUACAUAUAAAGAUAAAAAAGAUGACCGAGAAGUAUCACAAACGGGUUUCAUAAGUAAAUUUAUAGGUAAUUUCAAAACUAAGGACGAGGAGAGAGAAUGCCUGGUGCCGUCCUUGCCGGUAACACAGAUUGUUGCAUCAUCUGAGAACUUCUUUAGAACCAAUUUCAAGAGUCCGUCCAAUGAAUGUAAAUUUGAUAAGGACUAUCGGAAUAGUGUCGCCAGAUCUAGUAACGAUCUGUCUGAGGAGAACCGUGGUCUGCUAUCCUCGAGUCAGGCUUCUUCAUCAGAUUUCCCAUCAACAGACACCCUCACGGAGACAUUACCCAAGACAGGCUACGACUUCCUAGACAACUGGUAAUGUUUGUAUGUAUCAACUUUACUACACGUUUCGCAUACUACAUACGGAGCGUUUUCAGUAUUCGUGCAAUGUAGUAAUUUUAAUUAAUCUUUUCUAUGAAUCUCAUUUUAUGUAUGUAUAAGGGUGGGUACUCGUAUUUUUCACGUACCCAACGAGAUAUUGGAACGUCUGGUACUGAAAAAUAUAUUCAUUAUUACUAUAAGUUUUGCGUUUGAACUAUAUACAGUGCGUUUUAAGUUUUUUAAAGAUUUCCGUAUUAUUUAUAAUGGAACCUUUCAUAGGUAAGAUUCUAAAUUAUAAUUUUUAUUUUAGUUAAUUUACGAUAUAAAACAAUUAAUUCUUUAUGUAAUCACAUUUAUAUGAGCUCGGCUAAUACCGUGUCCUUAAAGUUUACAAAAAAAAUUCAAAUACAGCCAAAGUAGGCUUCACUAUUGAAACAUCGAGCCAUUAAUCUUUAUUUACAAAAAUUAUCUCGUCUCGUUGGCUGUUAUAUUUAUUGGUUCCAAAGCGGAAACAAAGAAUUUGAUUGUGUAAAUAUUUUAUAUACAUCUUGGAGUCUGUUUAAAGUUAUUUUUAUUUAAUGUAUAUAUAUAAUUUAAACCAAGUCUGUACGUUGAUGCUCUCAAACGUGUGCAUUUAUUAUUAUAAUUGUUUUUUUUUGUAAAUCAUGUGCUAUUGUUAAUAUAAAUAAAUUAUACAUAAAUAUAUAUAUAUAUAUUUUUAGUGGAGACCCUAAACACGCGCACCUUGUUGGUAAAUAAUUUAUGUAGAAUGUGUAUUUUUUUUAAUAUGAAUGAAAAUAAAAAUGCCCUCGAACCAGU
Danaus plexippus (monarch butterfly) is the source of this 1846-nucleotide messenger RNA. RefSeq lists its product as uncharacterized. The record is from RefSeq and is a predicted model, not a curated record. The transcript has 3 exons. The coding region runs from base 171 to 1025 and encodes 284 amino acids. NCBI's taxonomy places the organism in Eukaryota, Metazoa, Arthropoda, Insecta, Lepidoptera, Nymphalidae.